This is a messenger RNA of Pseudogymnoascus verrucosus, 2115 nucleotides long. RefSeq lists its product as uncharacterized. The record is from RefSeq and is a predicted model, not a curated record. NCBI's taxonomy places the organism in Eukaryota, Fungi, Ascomycota, Leotiomycetes, Thelebolales, Thelebolaceae. Bases 291 to 1838 code for a protein of 515 amino acids. Gene Ontology annotation, biological process: proteolysis. The transcript has 3 exons. Gene Ontology annotation, molecular function: aspartic-type endopeptidase activity.
AGCUCCUUCAUCUCCAUAGAUUCUUUUUUCGCCCCAUUAUCUUUUUAUAUUACUGUUUAUUGCUCCUCCCGCCUUGAGAUCUUGGCAAAUUUGUUUUCUCCCAAUCACUCUACGUGUGCGAACUCAUUGACUGCUUGGCAUUCAUCCGAACAUUGAAGUGUCGUCAUUGCUUUUAUUCCGGCAAACAUCCCCAGCAAGUCGGACUUGACUUGGCAACCCCGGAUCUACGCAUCCCUUGUCCAUUAUAUUAUCACAAUACCAAAAGAUUGAACUCUGUGUGAGAAUUGACAAUGAAGACAGCACUUCUCUCUGGCCUCGCAGCCACGGGAUACCUUAUCUCGAGCGCAACAGCGGCGGUCCAUGUAUCCAUCGUAAAAAACCACCGUGUCCAAGCAGAUCAGCUCCAAGCCGCACAGCUCCGGAGGCGUGGGACAGUCACCGAGUCAUUAGGGAAUGCACAGCAGUUUGGUCUCUACUAUGCAAACGUCACCGCCGGGACACCCGCACAAGAUCUGUCGUUACAAAUAGACACAGGGAGCAGCGAUGUCUGGCUGCCCAGUUCAACUGCACGGCUGUGCAGGUCGAGGUCAGGAUGCGAAGGAGGAUCGUUUGAUUCGACUGCAUCGUCGACAUUCCAGGUUGUUGGACAAGACGAGUUUAAUAUUUCGUAUGUCGACGGGACUGGAUCUGUAGGAAGCUACUUCACCGACACAUUCGGCAUUGGGGGGAAGACAAUUCAAAACUUUGAGAUGGGCCUUGGAGAGGACACCACAAUUUCAAUCGGGAUCUUGGGAAUCGGUUAUGCGAAUUCUGUCGCCAAUGUCUUCACCGGCACUGGCACGUCAUACGCCAACCUUCCACUAGCCUUGGUGAACGCAGGCCUCAUUAACUCACCAGCAUACAGUCUCUGGCUCGACGACAUCGAUUCUUCUACCGGCUCGAUCCUCUUCGGUGGAAUCGACACCGCAAAAUACACCGGCCAGUUGCAGUCCAUCAAGGUCUAUCCCAGCUCCAAAUCCGGAAACGUCACCUCCUUCACCGUCGCCUUCACCUCGCUACACGCAACCUCCUCGAGCGGCACUGAUCUGCUUACCUCCAGUACCUACGCUCAACCCGCCAUCCUCGACAGUGGGACAACCCUCACUCUCCUCCCAGACGACAUCGCCGCCCUCGUCUUCGAAGAGCUCGGUGCCAUCGAUGACACGUCCCUUGGAGCCGUUGUCGUCCCCUGCUCUCUCGCCUCCAACUCCGGAUCCCUCAAAUUCGGCUUCGGCGGCGCCAGUGGCCCCACCAUCAACGUCCCCGUCUCCGAGCUUGUCCUUCCCCUCACCCUCACCAACGGCGGGACCCCGAAAUUUGAGAACGGCGCCGACGCCUGCCAGCUUGGCAUCCAAGCCGCCGGCGACCUGCCAAUCCUCUUCGGCGACACCUUCCUGCGCUCCGCGUACGUUGUGUACGACUUAGCGAACAACCAAGUCGGCCUCGCGCAGACAGACUUCAAUGCCACUGGCAGCAAUGUCGUUGAGUUUGCAAGCAUGGGCGCAGCGAUCCCGCAGGCGACCACGGCAUCAGGGCAGGACCAGAUCGGCGUGUCGCAGACGAAUACGGGGAUUCCAAGAGGAGGAGAGGCAACUCAGACGGCGGUGGGAAGUGGCGUCGUCCAGGGCAGUGCGACGCCUACCGGGGGACUCACUGCCGCGAGUGGGUUUGCUACUAAUGCUGUGGAAAAGGAAAGUGCUGGUGGGCGGCUGGAGCCGUUGAGGUGGGGCAUGUUUUCAUUCCUGGGCGUGUGGAUGGGCAUCAUGAUGGUUGGCGGGGGUAUGAUCACCUUGGCGUGAGGAAUGGACCCCGCUGUGGGUGGGGAUGUGGAUAACGACUUAAACUAUACAAUGAUGGGGACGCAUUUUUGGGAUAUGGGUGUGUUAGGUACGGAAAGCAUUAUGGCGUUCUGGGACUUCUGUCCAUAGAUGAUAGGCACUGCUGCAUUGGCGUUGAACAGAGAUGGGGAUGAGUGGGGGGUUCGGGGUGUAAAUUGUGUGCGUUUAAGAUAUACAUAAAAUCCAUCAUGUCUUACUUCAAGCAUCUCCAAGGCCUCAGGACAAACUUAUGACAAGU